CUAUAUUUUGCAUAAAAUCCGUAACAUAUAUAAAUUACACAAAAUAAAAUAAUUACCUUUCAAAUAAUGGCCAAAAUCUUAAUUAUAAAUUAUACUCCAUCAUUUUAGGAGAAAUCCGUAGAAUCUUUGUUUUUAGGGUCAAAUUCAUACAAUCUUUAAGUAAAUGAUAUUGGUUAGUUUACAUAUUCUGUGCUGACCGUUUUGCCCUCGAGUAGCAAUAUAGAGCUAAUCACUCCACUCCACAAAAAGCUUAUUUUCCCCUUAAAAUUGGUUACGAACCCCAAUUUUCCAACUUUUACUUUGCCCGCUUGGAAUGGCUUCAUUAAGCUGCUCAGCCGAUGAGCUGGCGUCGCUCCUGGGCACCAACACCACGAACGUGGUCGCCGCCGCGGACUACAUCUGCAACCAGUUCUCAGCCGUGUCGGAUAAAUUCACCGACACCUCGUACGCCGUGGAUUCCACGUACCUCCUCUUCUCCGCCUACCUCGUCUUCUCGAUGCAGCUCGGCUUCGCCAUGCUGUGCGCCGGCUCCGUCCGCGCCAAGAACACCAUGAACAUCAUGCUCACCAACGUCCUCGACGCCGCCGCCGGCGGCAUCUUCUACUACCUCUUCGGCUUCGCCUUCGCCUUCGGCUCGCCGUCCAACGGCUUCAUCGGCCGCCACUUCUUCGGCCUGAAGGAGAUCCCCUCCCCCCUCUUCGACUACAGCAACUUCCUCUACCAAUGGGCCUUCGCCAUCGCCGCCGCCGGCAUCACCAGCGGCUCCAUCGCCGAGAGAACUCAGUUCGUCGCCUACUUGAUCUACUCCUCCUUUCUCACAGGAUUCGUUUAUCCCAUCGUCUCUCAUUGGUUUUGGUCCGCCGAAGGCUGGGCCAGCGCCGCCAACGCCGGCAAACUUCUAUUCGAAUCCGGAGUCAUCGACUUUGCCGGCUCGGGCGUGGUCCACAUGGUGGGCGGCAUCGCGGGCUUUUACGGAGCAAUAAUAGAAGGCCCGAGAAUAGGGAGAUUCGAUCACUCGGGCCGGGCCGUGGCCCUUCGCGGCCACAGCGCCUCGCUCGUUGUAUUAGGCACGUUCCUUUUAUGGUUCGGGUGGUACGGGUUCAAUCCCGGGUCGUUUUUGAAAAUCCUUAGCCCGUAUCCGGGCGGCGGAUACUACGGCCAGUGGUCGGCGGUGGGCCGGACGGCGGUCACCACCACUCUGGCCGGAUGCUCGGCCGCUCUCACGACGUUGUUCGUGAGGCGGCUGGUCUCCGGCCAUUGGAAUGUGACCGACGUGUGCAACGGGCUGUUGGGCGGCUUCGCGGCGAUCACGGCCGGGUGCUCCGUGGUGGAGCCAUGGGCGGCGCUGAUUUGCGGGUUCGUGGCGGCGCUGGUGCUUGUCGGGUGCAACUUGGCCGCUGAGAGGGUGAGGUACGACGACCCCUUGGAGGCGGCACAACUGCAUGGCGGCUGCGGUGCGUGGGGCGUGAUAUUCACGGCACUGUUCGCGACGGAGGAGUAUGUGAACGAGGUUUACCCGGGUCGUCCGGGUCGGCCGUUCGGGUUGUUUAUGGGCGGCGGUUGGCGGCUGCUGGCGGCCCAUUUGGUUCAAAUUUUGGUGAUUAUCGGGUGGGUCAGUGUGACGAUGGGUCCUUUGUUUUACGCUUUGCAUAAGCUUAAGCUUCUUCGGAUCUCACCCGACGACGAGAUGGCGGGUAUGGAUCUCACUCGACACGGUGGAUUCGCUUACGUGUAUGAGGAUGAUUCGCGGAGUAAUGGGAUGCAAAAUGGUAGGGCAGACUCGUUCCCACCAAUGGCUUCAAAUUAGUUUAUUUUAUUUUUCGUGUAAUUAUUUCUAAGAAUUAUAUAUAUGAAUAUUUGUGAUUGAUGUGUUGAUUAA
Messenger RNA from Salvia miltiorrhiza (redroot sage), 1879 nucleotides. Its product is annotated as ammonium transporter 1 member 1-like. The transcript has a single exon. Gene Ontology annotation, biological process: ammonium transmembrane transport; ammonium homeostasis. Bases 314 to 1807 code for a protein of 497 amino acids. Gene Ontology annotation, molecular function: ammonium channel activity. The record is from RefSeq and is a predicted model, not a curated record. Gene Ontology annotation, cellular component: membrane. Lineage: Eukaryota; Viridiplantae; Streptophyta; Magnoliopsida; Lamiales; Lamiaceae.